AUGUCUAACCGUCCUUCACAACGAAAGGGCAAGGCUGCCGUCCCCAAGCCAGCAAGGGGAUCAGGACUUAACCCAUCAGGACUUCCAGCUGCUGAUCAACUCAACAUUCCAGCUGAACAACCUUCUGUAUCAGCAUUCGGUUUCAAUCCACACGAAGACAGUAUGCAGCGGCAAAGCGGGGGUCCAGAUUGGCACUCUUUCCGUGGACCCACGCAGUACGACGACUCACACGCAUCCAGCUCUACAUCCUUCGGCGCUUUUGCGCAGCCUCAACAAGAUAAUUUCACGCAGUCACAACCCUACGACGACUCACACGCAUCCAGCUCUACAUCCUUCGGCGCUUUUGCGCAGCCUCAACAAGAUACUUUCACGCAGUCACAACCUGUUACGCACUCAAAUAGAUCUGUUAUGCGGAGCCCUAAGAGGGGCGUCGUCCGCUAA
Messenger RNA from Suillus fuscotomentosus, 441 nucleotides. RefSeq lists its product as uncharacterized. Bases 1 to 441 code for a protein of 146 amino acids. The transcript is spliced from 2 exons. The record is from RefSeq and is a predicted model, not a curated record. NCBI's taxonomy places the organism in Eukaryota, Fungi, Basidiomycota, Agaricomycetes, Boletales, Suillaceae.